This is a messenger RNA of Magallana angulata, 2923 nucleotides long. RefSeq lists its product as uncharacterized. The record is from RefSeq and is a predicted model, not a curated record. The coding region runs from base 503 to 2299 and encodes 598 amino acids. Lineage: Eukaryota; Metazoa; Mollusca; Bivalvia; Ostreida; Ostreidae. The transcript is spliced from 2 exons.
AAGGAAUGUGUCUUAAAAAACGAACAAUAAAUAUAAACAGGUUUGAACAGAAAGAAAAAAUUCUGAAACUCCUCAACCUCCAAGGACUUGUGUAUGUUCAAGAUGAUCCAUGUUUUAUUGUCAAAAUUCUGACUGUACAACAUAUAUUGUCAAAACAUGAAGUGAAGAGGAAGGUAAACGAUUUUUGGGUUUAGAUAAAGAACUGGAAGUUCAAUAACGUCUUGUAUAUAAACAGAAAUUUCGUUCUCGGAGAAAAAUCUUUAAUCGUCAACUGAUAUUUUCACAGUAAAUCAUGAAAAUGAUAGAUUUCGUGUAUGGAGUGAUGGCUCUAACAGCUUUCCAGCUCUUGCCGAUACUCUUUUACAUCUAUGGAUAUUUGGACCAACAAACAUAUGUGUCAUUCAUUCAUAAAAACUAAUUCUACGACAACUCAGAAGAACUCGUUCUUGUUUAUUCAUAUUACACAUUCAUUUUAUUUAGUACAUAUAUUUUUUUAAUUUUCAUGUGCAUUAGUUUCAUAUUAUUGUCGUUUAUGAAACGUGUUGCACGUUGCCAGAUACAAUGUUAUCGUCCUUAUUUCCCGUAUCACUGCAUGGUAUGUGUAGUUCCAUACGUUGUAAGAUACACCUACAUAACUGCCUACAUAUCAGAUGACAUUAUGGCUGGAAUGGACUGGGAACGUUUGUUUCUGGUUUUGUUUUCAAUUUUUCGGUUUGUCUUAUCUUUCUUUUUGUUAACUUUACAAAAGUACAAGCUUUGGAGGUGGAUUUUGUACAUGAUAAUGACGGUGAUUCAUUUGUUAGUAUUCACAUACUUUUUUUAUCUAAUGUGGAACAUUUGUGUAAGUUGGUUAAAUAGUAUUAAGAAAAGCAAAGGAGAAUUUCUUACAGAGUGGUCUUACGUCUAUUCCGAACAAUUAGACGAAUUCAAUGUGAGUAAACUAAACACACAUAUCAAGAAUUUCAGACUUGACCAAAUGUUAUUCAUGAGAACAGGACAUAAAUCAUAUCUAACUCAAGAUUUAUUGAGUUUGCAGUUAAAAGACAGAUGUGAAACAAUGCGGCCAUAUCAGCGAGAAAUAUAUACUGUUGGAAUUGGCGAGAGUGUCAAGCUGCCCUGCAGUGCAACUGUGCAUACUAAAGCCGCAAUAACUGUCUUAUGGUCCUUGAACGAUAGUUAUCCUUAUUAUAAUUUCAUUACUAAAAUAAGAAAUUCGUCUAAUAUUUUUAUAACUGAACUAGAUAUUGAUUUUAUUGAAAAUUCUGAUUUCGGAGAUAUCACUUGCUCUUUUCGGCUCUAUGAACAUUUCGGCGAAAAAUUAUUUUUUCAGCACAGAAUGGCAUCGUCUUUCAUUAAGAGUUCUGAAUUUCUCAUAGCACAGUACAGUGUGAGAAAGUACUCUGGAAGGGAAUUCUAUAUAUAUGCAACACCAGGGGGAGCGAUUGAUAUAAGAUGGAAACGAAUGUCAUUUAAUAGUGAUAUAGAAGACAUUACUCAGUAUUAUUACGUUAAUGGAGUUCAAUUUAAUCGACCAAAAGAUUCUCCAUUGUUUUGCUCAAGUUUAUCAUAUCUUUAUAUUAUUUUCGGACAGGCAAUGAAUUGGUUUGAUGUUCCGUAUCUUUCAGAGUCUUCUCAUAUUUUGUAUAAGUAUUUUAAAGUAUUUGAAACUCGCUUUACGGAAUGCGCGGGAUACAAUGUGUUUGGAAUCCACACAGUCGUAUAUUUACGACGAGUUUACGAUUCAAAAAGUAGGUCAUUUAUCUUAAGAGAGGUCCAACAUCCAGACACAAUAUACGUACUACCAGAUACGGCAUACUUCUACAAAAUGGACAACGCAACAAAGGCCAGAAAGAAGGAAAUCAUACAAAAUCUACAAACACUUGACUUAGAUUAUCAAUGGUUUGACAACAGAGAUACCUGUAUUUUAAUAGCACGUAUUGUAGGCGAACUGAUAAUAUUCCUCACUUUGCUUUUAUUAUUGGCUUUUUUUCUUGAUAAAUGCUUUAAUUGGUACGGAAAAUUCAUAAUUCAACCUAUCAGAGAAAUGGUCUUAGGACAACCAUUUGAUUUUACUUCUGGAAAGUGUGGUCCUUCGGUCUGCUGUUAUGUUUUAUGCGGAGAUGCUGAUCGAAAUUCGGUUUAUCAUGAACUCGUUAUUCCACUGAGAAAACAUGACGUUACGACGGGUUUUACGUUUGAGGAAUCCCAUAUCAACAGAAGUGGAAAGUCGGUAUUUGAAAUACAAUGUGAAAUCCUUAAGCAAUGUAAGCACUUGAUUUUUUGUGUGACCACCUCUUAAUUGAAGGAAGAAAGAUUUGUUGAUAUUCAAUUAGAAACAGUGCUCCAAUGUAUUAAAAUGGGAUUCAUCUCUUCAAAUAAAGUAUUAAUAAUAAUUGCUGACAGUUGCGAUUUACCGGACAAGAUAAGAUAUAACUUACCAGAAGCAGCUGCAAACAUCCAUAAUUGGGUUUCAAUAACAAAACAAGAUACAAGAAUCAGUCGAAUAGUAAAGUGGAUGAAUAAUAAAAGGAAAGACAUUCAAAAAUCAGAUACUCCUUUAUCUACACUUUUUUUCGGAUAAAGGGUUGCUUUUAUCACAUAAUAACGGUAUAUUUACAGUACUUUUAUUACAUUGAUCUAACAUCAUGCUCACACUGUUAUUGUUAAGACUGAGCAAUGCAUUAUAUUUUGUAAAUCAUUUGAAACAAUUAUUUGUUCAUUAUUGGUUGUUAUUCCUAAAAUUGAUAUUUUUAUGAUAGGCCUUACUAGACGACAUAGUUUUUGCCAAACCGAUUUGCUAAAAACGUGUAGUAUAGAAUCAUUUUGUUAUGAUAUGUUCGCAAUCUAUAUUAUGCUUAUGGAUCCUUAUACAAUUAUUAUGUUUGACAUGUUGUAAUAUUUUUUUAUUGUGCCAUAAAAUUUC